Molecule: messenger RNA, 651 nt
Organism: Drosophila guanche
Lineage: Eukaryota; Metazoa; Arthropoda; Insecta; Diptera; Drosophilidae
Exons: 1
Coding region: 1-651 (216 amino acids)
Source: RefSeq, a predicted model, not a curated record
AUGCUCAGCCUGUGGUGUCUGGUUUUAGUCUCCUGCCUGGGCCUGAACGAGGGCCAGGUCUCGCGCUCGUAUCUGCCGGCACCCAUGCCCAUCAUAACCAAACAGUUCUACAGCAUUUCCCCCGCCGAGGAGCCCGAAGAGCUGCAGCCACGCACCAAGCACCUGGUGAUAGGACAGCCAAGGCGCAACUAUCGCAUCAUAUUCAUACGGGCGCCCAGUGCCAGCAGCGAGCAGCUGAAGUACACCGCCGAGCUGGCGCCCCAGGAGGAGCGCACUGUCAUCUAUGUGCUGACGAGGAAGUCGCAGGAGCUGCAGGCCGAGGACAUUGUGGCGCCCCAGCAGCCGGCGGCGGCAGAGCAAAAGCCCGACAUUUUCUUCAUCAAGUACAGGACGAACGAGGAGGCGGCCGCCGCUCAGCGCGAGAUUCAGACGCAGUACGACCAGCUGGGCGGCAACACCGAAAUAUCGGCACCCUAUGUGGCGCCCAUACGGUCCGUAAUUGGAGCCCUAAGCGCAGCCCCCCAGCGGCAAUCUACACCAACGGGCACUGAUAGCAGCGACAACGGUGGCGGGGACGGGGGCUAUCACUAUCAGCGACCCCAGACCCUGCCCCUGUCCCUGUCCAUGCUCGUGGCGCCAGUGAAUCGUUGA